AUGGCAGAAAUGACAAAAGAAGUUAUCGUGGCUUCGUGCAAGGCCAACGGUGGCUACGAAUCCCCGAAACUCAACGAUCAGCUCUUUCUCCAUUGUAAGGGCUUUGUAGAAAUCAAAAAUUUAAAACCAUACACGAACAUAAAGGUGCUUUGGCUAGAGCAAAAUGCGAUCUCGAAUUUGUCUGGCUUGGAACAUCAAAGUGAUUGUCUCAUUUCACUUUUUUUACAGAAUAAUACUAUUCACUCACUCAAAACAUUGGCAGCUGCCCCGCUCCUUAACCUGCGUGUGUUGAACAUUUCACACAACUACAUCGCAUCUCUGAAUGGAAUUGCUGCUGCGUGUCCAUGUUUGGAAACCCUUCAAGUGUCACAUAACCACCUUGCCUCACUUGAGGUUUGUAGUGAUCUCUGGCACAUUUCUCAAACUCUUACAUCAGUUGAUCUUUCCUAUAAUAAAAUCACACAAUUUGAGGCUGUGAGCGAUGGAUCCGUAGUGGAUCCACUCAAGUCUACACUCCUAGACUGUAGAAUUUCUGACAACGAUAUUCAUGUUUCUUGGCAGGGCGACGAACCGACGGGAUUUCCCAAUGACCCUGCGCCGGGUCCAGUGGUGAGACGUGAUAAGGACCCCCUCGCUCUGGUUCAUUUUUUCACCAAGUUGCCCAACGUCAGUGUCAUCUACAUCCACGGCAAUGGGAUCACGCGUGGGCUGAAGAACUACCGUCGCAACAUGGUGCUGCAUCUCCCGGGCCUGACCUACCUGGAUGAGCGGCCGGUCUUCCCCGAGGAGCGUCGUGUGGUGGAGGCAUGGGGCCGCGGCGGCGAUGAGGCCGAGACGGCAGAGAGGGCCGCCAUCCGUGAAGAGAAGCGCGAGCACCUCAAGAGCUGCGUGCGCGUCCUAACCGAUCGCCUGGAGAGUAGUCGGGAGGCGCGCGAUCGGCUCACGCAGGUCUGGGAACGGAAGCGGGAAGAGGAAUUGCGUGCUUUGGAGCAAAGACGUCAGGGCUAUCGAGACGCCUGCAAGUCGAUAGAGACAGCAGAGCGCUCCACUCGUGACGCUGUGGAGAGGGAUGAACAGGACGCGCGGUGGGACUUUGAAGCGUUGUUUGAAAAGGCGCACAAAUCAGUCAUCGAAUCCGAAAAGGAGAAAUUGCGUGCCUACCAACAAGCGGAGGCAAUCCGAAAGGUUACGGCUGACGCCGCGCGUGAGCUUGCUGAAGAAGAAGCGGCCGAGGCUCAGAUUUGCCUCAAAGAUAGUGGUCAUAAUCUUGACGAUAUCGUCACAUCGUCGUCGUCUUCCUUCCCUUCUGAUCCACUAACGAUGUUUCUUCAUUCCGACGACGAUAUCUUGAAGGAGAUGGAGGAUAAUAUUCAGCAUGUCCUAUACGAUGUGGAGCUUUCAGUGCGUAGUUAUGGUAAUCCAACGCUCCCCAAAGAAGCUUCGAAACGGCUACCUCCGAAGACAACUAUGCCUGAGGAUCCAAAUCAGAAGGAUGAUAGCUUUGACUACUGCAGCGCUACUGAGGCCAUUAUUACAGCAUCUUACCAAUAUCAUGAUCGGGCUACCGAAAAGGCUGAGCGGGCUACACACGACGCCGUAAAACGAUUCGGCACUACACUCUCCCAAGGGCGACGGGAAGAUGUAUGGAAGCAGUUUCAGCAAUGGGAAAAGCAUUCACAACGCACCUGA
This is a messenger RNA of Phytomonas sp. Hart1, 1689 nucleotides long. The record is from the annotation of a GenBank genome assembly. NCBI's taxonomy places the organism in Eukaryota, Euglenozoa, Kinetoplastea, Trypanosomatida, Trypanosomatidae.